Molecule: messenger RNA, 693 nt
Organism: Ochlerotatus camptorhynchus
Lineage: Eukaryota; Metazoa; Arthropoda; Insecta; Diptera; Culicidae
Exons: 2
Coding region: 1-693 (230 amino acids)
Molecular function (GO): nucleic acid binding
Source: RefSeq, a predicted model, not a curated record
AUGAAUUUCGAAAACUACGAUGAGCUGCUCGAGGACGUAUUGAUUCCCUUCGCCGAGAACGUCAUUCCAGAAGACUUUGUAUUUCAGCAAGAUAAUGCCGCGAUACGUGUCAGCAAGAGGACUAUGAAGUGGGUUUCAGAGCGGGACGUCAAUCGGGCAAAAAAGGUCAAAGGACAAAGGGUCAAAGGAUAUAAGGUCGAAGGACAAAAGGUCAAAGUACUAAAGGUCAAAGAACAAAAGGUCGAAAAACAAAAGAUCGAAGGACAAAAGGUCGAAGGACAAAAGGUUGAAGGACAAAAGGUCGAAGGGCAAAAGGUCGAAGGAAGAAAGGUCGAAGGAAAAAGGUCGAAGGACAAAAUGCCGAAGGACAAAAUGUCGAAGGACAAAAUGCCGAAGGACAAAAUGUCGAAGGACAAAAUGUCGAUGGAGAAAAGGUCGAAGAACAAAAGCGCUAAGGACAAAAGGUUGAAUGAUAAAAGUUCAAAGGACAAAAGGUCAAAGGACAAAAGGUCAAAGGACAAAAGUUCAAAGGACAAAAGGUCAAAGGACAAAAGGUCAAAGGACAAAAGGUCAAAGGACAAAUCGUCAAAGGACAAAAAGUCGAAGGACAAAAUGUCAAAGGACAAAAGGUCGAAUAACAAAAGUUUAAAGGACAAAAGAUCGAAGGACAAAUGUUCGAAGGACAAAAGGUAG